This is a messenger RNA of Dioscorea cayenensis subsp. rotundata (Guinea yam), 874 nucleotides long. RefSeq lists its product as uncharacterized. Gene Ontology annotation, cellular component: mitochondrial large ribosomal subunit. The record is from RefSeq and is a predicted model, not a curated record. The transcript has 3 exons. The coding region runs from base 107 to 493 and encodes 128 amino acids. Lineage: Eukaryota; Viridiplantae; Streptophyta; Magnoliopsida; Dioscoreales; Dioscoreaceae.
UUGGAAAGCAGAGAGGGAGAACAAAAGCUCCAGGUCGUCACUCUCCGGAAGCCCCCAUUCCCUUGUUCUCUCCGCCGCUCGCCGGACUUCAGACGGACGAGAGAAGAUGCUCAAAUUCUUGUCGAAGGUGCAGAUCGAGUUCAAUCCGCUGAACCCGCGGACGGCGGCGUGCAUGGAGUUCUUGGCGCAGUGCAACUCGCGCAAAGCGAAGGAAUCGAACCCUGCGUGCCAGGUCGAGGUGAAGCGGCGCAUUGAUGAUCAUCCGCCUCAGAUCACCGUGACCUAUGUGAAUGGCGUCGUGGAGAACAUCGAUGCUGCCUCAACCCCGGCUCAGCACAUCCGGCAGCGCAUUCUUGAGCGUGGCCAGCUCCUUGAGACGGAGCAGAUGUUCCGUGAGGCUGGAGAGCCUUGGCCUGUGCUCAUUCCCGAGGAGGAGCUCCACCAGACGUUCCCUGGGACCAAGCCAAGGAAAGCACAAGAGAAGAGCCAAUGAUCUUGCAUUGCUAUAUGACAAUUCAUUUAGUUACUCUGUCAUGGCACUCCAUUAUUGUGCUCUUUUUAUCCAUGGAGAUGUGAAAUAACUUAGCUUGUUUUCUUGAAGAUCUCUCUAAUAGCUCAGAUAAUCUCAGACAUGAAAGGUAUAUCUAUCUACCAACCAGGUGAUGAUGUUGAAAGAGAAUUUUAAUUAGUUCAUGCACUUGUAAGUCCCAUGUCUUCACAUUGUGCUUCACUUAGAUUACCAAUUUUGAAUUUUUCUCUUGGCAUGCAGGCUUUAUUUCAUGUAUUGAAGAUCUCAUGUGUUUAUGUUGCUUUUGACUUGCCAUCAAAUUAUCACUUUCUGAAUUCCCAUGGAUUUCUUUUUCAAAUAAUUUGU